AUGCUGUCAAAGGUCGUCUCCUCUGGAACUCGACCUCAAUAUAUCACAACAACCAUCCCAUCCAGUGAAAGCAGCAUGGAAGCCCCUACGCCACAACCACCAAACCCUCCAUCGAGCACAGACGCCGAGGAGCCACUGCAAUCACCACGCAUUCACGGAACGAAUGUUGCCCCGAGAUACUGGGCUGGGAAGUCUCAUAAAGCCAACUGGAAGCUUAGCAAGAGGGCGAUCCUUCGGCCAGGGACAUGGCUGAAUAGUAUGUCCGAGAUGGAGCUCCUCCGCGAGCCCACUGUGAGGAAACGAACCAGAAUGCGGGCAGAAUGGCCGAUGAGCGGCACAUCAUUCUCAGACUUCAUCGGCCAAAAGAAGGCGAAUGUGGAAGCCCUGCUGGCGCAGGCAACUGGGACUCUCUUCGAGGGAAAUGCGCGCUGCUAUCAUUGUAAAGUAGGAGGCGCGUUCUUCGACGGCUGUAUGCGCGUUCCGGGAAACUUGCAUUGUGCAAGCUGCCACGUCGGAGAAUGA
Penicillium verrucosum is the source of this 522-nucleotide messenger RNA. RefSeq lists its product as uncharacterized. The record is from RefSeq and is a predicted model, not a curated record. Lineage: Eukaryota; Fungi; Ascomycota; Eurotiomycetes; Eurotiales; Aspergillaceae. The coding region runs from base 1 to 522 and encodes 173 amino acids. The transcript has 3 exons.